Molecule: messenger RNA, 3141 nt
Organism: Fundulus heteroclitus (mummichog)
Lineage: Eukaryota; Metazoa; Chordata; Actinopteri; Cyprinodontiformes; Fundulidae
Product: inner centromere protein
Exons: 21
Coding region: 215-2788 (857 amino acids)
Biological process (GO): metaphase chromosome alignment; mitotic cytokinesis; meiotic spindle midzone assembly
Cellular component (GO): chromosome passenger complex; midbody; meiotic spindle midzone
Molecular function (GO): protein serine/threonine kinase activator activity
Source: RefSeq, a predicted model, not a curated record
GCGGGUUGUUGGAAGUAUUGCUGGCUUCUUAGUCUGCCAGUAGAGGGUUUUUUUACACGCUAAAGUAGGGAUGAUUAGCGUUGAACCCGUUAUUGUUUAGUGCAAGUAUGCGACUUUUUUAGUUUUUUUGUGUGUGUAAAUGACAGAAGAACAAUCGUCCCAGACGUUUUGAAGAAACGCAGGAAUUAAAAGUCUUCCCCUUCAAGCUGCCACCAUGACCUCGGCACAGUCGGUGCACUUCCUGGUGGAGGUGUUCAGCGGAAAGGCGCAGGAACUCAUCACCGAGAUCACAGAUGUCCACAUGGUUUGGCUGGAAGAGAUCCAACAAGAAGCAAAUCGCAUGUUCUCUAGGGAUUUUGUUAAUGUGCUGGAAUUGAUGCCAAAAACGCCGUCGCAGAAAAGGAACACACGCAAGAAGCGCAUAUCUUUGGGGCGCCAAGAGGAAGGUCAAGCAAGGAGACGAUUGUCGAGAGGAAAGCGUAGCAAUCUUCGUAAAUCAUGCGUUAAGUCCCUGAACUUGAUCCCUGAAGAAGAAUCAAUCGCGGAAGCUUCAGCCUCGAAGGCCGGGAACGCAGCGCGACCAAAACGAGCCACUCGUAAAAACAGACAGACGAAGGCUGAAGACGAGGGCCUGUCAUCUAGUGACAGCGUUAAACAAAAGGAGGAGGACGAGAAGCCAUCGCUGGCUGAAGGAGUGGAUGAAGUGGACCAAAGUAAAACAGGGAAUGAUGCAGGAAUCAAAUCGGAUGACACGGGCCGCACCUCUCCCUCUCCUCCAAAGACACUUUCACCCAAGUUAGUCGUCAGCAUCUCAGCAGAGGAGCGCUUGUCUGCCGAACUCGCCAAGAAGCCAGAGGCCACUGCAGGCAGUGCGGCUACAGAUGUGGCAACGGAUAAAGCGGUGCGAAGGUCGAGGCGGAGCUCUGUACGGUGCUCGCUCAAACUGCGGCACUCGUUGGCCGGUCUUCGGCACAGCAUGACCCAGGAAGCUGUUCGCCGCGCAUCGCGCCGCUCUAUGCUUAAGAGGAUGUCGAUUCGCAUGGGCAGCUCCACAAGCAGCAGCAGCAAUGUUGGUGGAGGUGACUCUUCCCUGGAUUCUACUGGUGUGGACGGCGGAGAAGUCCAAACGGAUGCAUUAACUGCAGAUGUCAUGGAUCAUGUGCCUGGUGAAGCAACGGAAGCUAUAGAUGAAGAUCCUGAACUGGCAAAGGAAACUGUAGAUAUUGUACCUGAAGCGUCAGAGCCUCAGGCCAAUUUCAAGGUCCCCGUGUCUACUGAGCGCGUUACCCGCUCUGUGGCAGCUAAUUCUCCAAAACUGUCACCUCCUCCACUGUUUUUCUCUGAGAUAAAAACUACCGUUCCUGUCCAAAAACCUGUAGGCGCUGAUAAGAAACCGAUGAAGGUAGUUCGAAGAACGAGCCUCAGUACGAAACGGAAAGCCCCGGAUACGGUGGAGGACAGCCCCUCGAAGCGGUUCUCUCCACCAAAGAAAAGCCAAAGUGCAGUCAAACCAAACAUGAGAUCUUUUCUUCACACUGUCAAUAAAAAUCAAAUGCUGAUGAUGACUCCUACCUCCCUUGGCCGAACUGCUGUGGUGAAAUCUUUCAUCAAACAUGGCACUCCUCUGAGAAUUGACCCUAAAAUAAACACGGGUACUGUGACAAAAGAGCGUUACAAGCUUGAAGCACUAAGAAAAAAGCAGGAACAAGAGGAAGAAAGGAUGAAGAAAAUGGAGGAAGAGAAGAAGAAAAAACAGGAAGAACUGAGAAGGAAGAGGGAGGAGAGGAUAAGAAGAGUGUUUGAGGCCAAAGUAAAGGAAGAGCAGCGGGAAGAAGAAAAGAAAAAAAAGAUUGAACAGAAGAUGGCUCACAUUGAGAAGAAUGACAAACGCCAGGCUGAGGAGAAGGCUAAGAAGAGGGUGGUGGCAGGGAAGCGUCAAGAAGAGCUGGAGCAAAAGAAAAAGUUAGAAGAAGAAGCAGCCAGAAAGAAAAAGAUUCAGCAGGAGGAAGAGAAACGAGAGCAGGAGCUGGCGGCUAAAAGGAAAGCCGAGGAGGAGGAGGAGCAAGCUCGCAAAGAACUGGAGCUCAAGAAGGAGCAGGAGCGGGAAAGGGAGCGAAAACUGGAGCGUGAACGGCAAGCUGCUGCUGAAAGAGAACGAGUGGAAAAAGAAAAGGCUCUUGCUCUACGGCGUGAACUGGAGAGGGCAGCCAAAGAGAGAGAAGUGAGAGAGCUGGAGCAGAGAAGGAAAGCUUUGGAAGAAAAAAGGAAACUGGAGGAGCAGCAGAGGCUGGCUGUGAAAGAGAAGGAAGAAGCAAGACAGAGAGAAGCUGCUGCCAAAAUUGCUGCUAAUGCACAGCAUUCUGCUGACCUAUGGAAUAAAACUGUUGAUAUUGAGCAAUCUGUAAUGAAGACCCCUCUAGGAAAGGGAAAUCUAAAUGUUACUGUGGAUUUACAGCCGGAAAUGUCUCCUCAGUCAUAUGCCAUCACCCCUAAAGGUGGGGAUAAGAACAUGAUCAUUUCAAAGAACCAAGACAAUUAUGGGAUGGAUCAGAACAGCGAUGAUUCUACAGACGACGAGUCUGCCCCGAGAAAACCGAUUCCCUCCUGGGCCGAAGGUGCCAAUCUGAAACAGCUGAUUAUUAGGCAGUACUUCAAACCACCUGAUUUGGAUUCUUUCUUUGGACCUAUUGAGCCACCCAGACUGGAGAGCAUAUUCUACAAAAGCAAACCUCGAUACUUUAAACGCACCAGCUCUGCAGUGUGGCACUCGCCUCCAGGAGCCAAGUGAAAUCUCUACACCGAUACAGUCAUGGUGCUGUACACUGCUGUAUAAAGUUUAUAUUUUUGACUUUCAAAUAAAGUUUGUGCUUUUCAUGUUUUUAUUUGUUUUUUUGUAAUCAGAAAACAUGUAAAACUGAAGAUUUUCUGCUAAUUUGUGUUUCUUGCAUAGGGGAAAACAUGUACAGUAGAGGUAAUGUUUGAGUUUAUUCUGUAGGUUUGCAUUUUUUUUUUCCUGACUUGUUUCUUAGCAAUUAUUUUAUUCAAAGCUUGUGGUAAAACGGUCGUUUCUAAGUUCUUAAAAAAAUGUCCUCCCCUUUUUAUUUGAAUUAAAUGAAUAAAUGCUUUGAGAAAACAGCCAAA